AUGAGAAAACCACCAGCAGAGACACCACCCAUAUACCACUACCGAGCCUUCGCCUAUCCCAUAAUCCGUUACUUCAACCACCCCAACCAAAUUUACAACCCAUCCAACCAACUAAACAACCAACAACAAUAUCCGUACCCACAACAACCAUUUUAUCCUUACUAUGGUUACAACUACCCGCCUUGGUAUCCGGUUCCAAGACCGGUAUUGCAACCGGUUCAGCCUAAACCACAACCGGAAAAACCGACAACCACAACCGUGGUUGUGACCCAGGCUGAGCAGAAGAAACCAGAACCGGUUGUGGAAAUCCAGGCGGCGCAGUCGAAAAUUGAUACUAAGGAGGAUGAGAAAAAGGAUAUUGUGAGCAACCAAAACUCCAUAAACCAGCAACCACCAACAACCGCUCGACCACCACAGCAACAGCAACAGCAACAACCAUCAUCAAACCAGGUUCAACCACUAGGCAACUUAGUUUUGAUUCAGCAACCCCAGCAGCAGCAGCUGGUUGAUUCUGGUUAUCAAUUGGUUGACUUGGUUGAUCAGCAACAACAGCAACAACCUGGUGUUAUGGUUCCUAGACCAGUUGACUUGUCUACACAAUUGGAUUUCUUGGCUAGCCAAGACUUGAUGCCAAGCCAGUCAGUAGUUCAACACUACAUAUCAUCAGCAGACCCUGCCAUUGGAGUCCCAAAGACUCUAACAGUCCAAGACAAUGGAAAAAAUUUGGAAACUUUUGAUUUUAGACAACUCAACAACGACAACAGGAAUUCCAACAACAAUAAUAAUGUACAAAUGGUUUUACUAAUAUUUUUGUGGACUUAUGAGAGUAAUGCAUUUUUUUACAAUUGGGGAAAAGAGGAGACGACAAAACCACCAGCAGAGACACCACCCAUAUACCACUACCGAGCCUUCGCCUAUCCCAUAAUCCGUUACUUCAACCACCCCAACCAAAUUUACAACCCAUCCAACCAACUAAACAACCAACAACAAUAUCCGUACCCACAACAACCAUUUUAUCCUUACUAUGGUUACAACUACCCGCCUUGGUAUCCGGUUCCAAGACCGGUAUUGCAACCGGUUCAGUCCAAACCACAACCGGAAAAACCGACAACCACAACCGUGGUUGUGACCCAGGCUGAGCAGAAGAAACCGGAACCGGUUGUGGAAAUUCAGGCGGCGCAGUCGAAAAUUGAUACUAAGGAGGAUGAGAAAAAGGAUAUUGUGAGCAACCAAAACUCCAUAAACCAGCAACCACCAACAACCGCUCGACCACCACAGCAACAGCAACAGCAACAACCAGCAUCAAACCAGGUUCAACCAAAUCAACCGCUAGGCAAUUUAAUUUUGAUUCAGCAACCCCAGCAGCAGCAGCUAGUCGAUUCUGGUUAUCAAUUGGUUGACUUGGUUGAUCAGCAACAACAGCAACAACCUGGUGUUAUGGUUCCUAGACCAGUUGACUUGUCUACGCAAUUGGACUUUUUGGCUAGCCAAGACUUGAUGCCAAGCCAGUCAGUGGUCCAGCACUACAUAUCUUCAGCAGACCCUGCCAUUGGAGUCCCAAAGACUCUAGCAGUCCAGGAUAAUGGAAAAAAUUUGGAAAACUUUGAUUUUAGACAACUCAACAACGACAACAGGAAUUCCAACAAUAAUAAUAAUGUACAAAUGGUGCCUUGUAUGUGCCCCAUAAGUGUUCAAGAAGCCUCAAAGUUGGCUGAAGUUGAUAUGAAUGUCGAAUAG
Molecule: messenger RNA, 1737 nt
Organism: Ctenocephalides felis (cat flea)
Lineage: Eukaryota; Metazoa; Arthropoda; Insecta; Siphonaptera; Pulicidae
Product: mediator of RNA polymerase II transcription subunit 15-like
Exons: 8
Coding region: 1-1737 (578 amino acids)
Source: RefSeq, a predicted model, not a curated record